Messenger RNA from Paramuricea clavata, 1051 nucleotides. The record is from the annotation of a GenBank genome assembly. NCBI's taxonomy places the organism in Eukaryota, Metazoa, Cnidaria, Anthozoa, Malacalcyonacea, Plexauridae.
AUGGAAAUAUUUCCCUCCAAUACAGUCGCAAAUUUUAAAGUGAAACUUCCUGAAACCGUUUCGUUAACUGGUGAUUGGGAAGUCGCUCUUGUUGAGAUGCAAUACGCACACACAUGGAGUACUAUAAGACAGGGUGUUCAGCAAACGUUUGUACAUACUGUGGGUACUGAACGAAGCACAGGAAUCAUUGACAGUGGCCAUUAUGAAAGCGUUCCGCAUCUCGUCAAAAAUGUUAACAGUCAUAUUUCGAAAGAUGUACAAAGCAAAAUUCAAUUAACGUAUAGUAAGCAUACACGUAAAGUAACCGUCGAUGUUAAAAAACAAGCAAGCAUUUGGUUCACCGGUGAUAUUGCUGCUGUGUUAGGUUUUGACCAGGACAGUUAUAUUACCAAGAAAACAACGUCACCCUACACGGCAGAUAUUGAUGCAGGAUUUUCGUCCAUGUUUGUGUAUUGCAAUCUUGUGAGUGAUCAAAUUGUUGGUGAUAAAAAAGUUCCCUUGCUACGUACCGUUCAAAUUAAGGGCAGAUACGGUGAUAUAAUUACAAGAACGUACCAGAAUCCAUUAUAUAUGCCAGUCGGUACGAAGCGGUUUGAAACGCUGGAAGUGUAUAUAACCGACGAUUCAGGAAGGCGGGUGCCAUUUGAGUACGGGCGGUCGAUUUGUACACUACAUCUUAGACCAAAUCAUUCCAAUAUGAAACAGUGGCAAACUGGAGGCGCUCACACAAUCUGGUAAUGGCUUAGGAGGGAUUUUAAGAAAAUUGUUUCGCAGCGCAGUUCCGUUUUUGAUUCGCGGAGGUAAAGCAGUUGGACAUCAGGCCUUAAAGACAGGUGUUGCGAUCGGAGAAGAUGUCCUUAGUGGAAAAGACGUGAAAACGGCCUCCACGAAUCGUUUACGCGAAGCAGUUGGGAGUAUGCCAGAAAAAGCGAUUAGUCAUGCUCAGUCAAACAUGCAGAGUGGCAGGGGAAUAAAAAGGAAGGCUAAACGUAAAACACCCAAUCAGUCUAAAAAACCUCGCAAGGCAAGCACACCUAAGACCUGUACAUAA